Molecule: messenger RNA, 1092 nt
Organism: Aspergillus clavatus NRRL 1
Lineage: Eukaryota; Fungi; Ascomycota; Eurotiomycetes; Eurotiales; Aspergillaceae
Product: branched-chain amino acid aminotransferase
Exons: 6
Coding region: 1-1092 (363 amino acids)
Biological process (GO): branched-chain amino acid metabolic process
Molecular function (GO): branched-chain-amino-acid:2-oxoglutarate transaminase activity
Source: RefSeq, a predicted model, not a curated record
AUGACUUCUUUCCCGCCUCCCCCCCUUGAAUCUCUUGAAUGGGACAAACUGGGGCUCGCGCCUAUGAAUGUGAAUGCGCACGUCGAGUGUGAUUUCUCUGUAUCCACAGGCAAAUGGUCUGAGCCUCGCCUGGUCGAGGAUCCUCUUCUGCGGAUCCACGGUCUGGCACCGGGCCUCAACUAUGGUCAGCAAGCCUUCGAGGGCAUGAAAGCCUACCGCGAUCCCCAAGGACAGAUUCAAGUCUUCCGUCCCAAGGAUCAUGCAGCUCGUCUGGCCUUGUCAUGCUCGGCAAUCGCCAUCCCUCCAAUCCCCGAAGACCUCUUCCUACGCAGUGUGAAUCUUGCCGUAGCCAGGAAUGCUGAGUAUGUGCCCCCACAUGAUACGGAUGCUGCACUCUACAUCCGACCUCUUGUCUUUGGCUCAGACGCCUUCUUCGCUGUCUCCGCUGGCACUGGCUACAAGUUCUGCGUCUAUGUUCAGCCAUACAGGGCUUACCACGGCGCCCAGCCAAUUCCUGCCCUCAUCCUGGAGGAGCUGGAUAGAGCCGCUCCCAAGGGUGUUGGCCAUGUCAAGGUUGGUGGGAACUAUGCCCCCGUCUUGAAGUGGAGUGAUCAGGCCCGUGCCGAAGGCUUCUAUAUCACCCUGCAUCUCGACAGCCGAACCAAUUCGGAGAUCGAUGAGUUCAGCACCUCGGGAUUUGUGGGCUUCAAGAAGACGGGCGAUUCGUUCACCGUCGUUGUGCCUAGCAGCCGCUCCAUUCUCAAGAGUGUUACCAGCACGACAUGUUUAGAUUUGGCGAAAUCCCUGGGUUGGACUGUCGAGGUUCGCCCUAUCCCCUAUGCGGAGCUUGCCUAUUUCACCGAAGUAGUCGCGGUGGGAACGGCAGCAAUGCUAGUUCCCAUCCGGUCGAUCACUCGGAAAUCUACCGGGGAGACAUUUGAGUUUAGCACUGCGGGGCCUGGUGAGGCCUGCCAAAGGCUGCUGCAGGCUCUCCUGGAGGUUCAAAAGGGAAAGGUCAAGGCUGAUGCUGAGUGGUUGUGGCAAGUGUCCUCUGUUCCAGGGGUGGACGGGGAGGAGAACCCUGCCAGAUGA